This is a messenger RNA of Aspergillus sclerotioniger CBS 115572, 1533 nucleotides long. RefSeq lists its product as uncharacterized. The transcript is spliced from 2 exons. NCBI's taxonomy places the organism in Eukaryota, Fungi, Ascomycota, Eurotiomycetes, Eurotiales, Aspergillaceae. The record is from RefSeq and is a predicted model, not a curated record. Bases 1 to 1533 code for a protein of 510 amino acids.
AUGUCUUUGAAAGACGUCUACCGGCGUUUCCUAGCCGAUCCCAGGUCGGCGCCCCUGGCCUCCGAUGCGUCGUUGAUCUAUAUCACCACCACCACCAAGCUGGACGGCGCAUCCGCGGUGGUCAACCAUCUCACUAAGCAGCAGAAAGGCAUCAAAACCAAGUCGGAGAACGUCCUGGACCUCAUCGAGAGCGCCAACUCCCUCUGUCUGGACAUUGAAACCACCCUCGAGUUUGUUUCUGGAAACGGCGGGGCGUAUCUUCCCUCGCUUGACGAUAACUUCCUGGCUGGCCACGUCGCGACUUUCCCCACGAUCCACAUCGUUCGCUUCAAUUCGCAGAAUCAGAUCCAGAAUGUCCGAAUCUACUGGGACCAAGCAUCGCUACUGAAACAGGUCGAUGUGAUCGGUUCCCGUGGGCGCGCCUGGCCAGUUCGCGAACCUAAGGAUCAGAUUCGCCUGAUCAAAUCCUCGGUUGCCUCCGGCCCAGCUGACGACGGACCUGCUCCUACAUCCUCAUUGCCCACGGAGACCGCGAAGGAGAGUAACGACCGCGAGGAACCUAGCAAACAGGCUUCCCCGGGAAAGAAACAUAUCAAGGACCCCCACGCAGCUGACUCGCUCUUCGAACUCCUCUCCCCCGGUAAGGACCGAAGUGACCCGGUGCGCCCACCCCGUGCCCCAGCGUCUGCACAGCCCCAGCAGCGUGAGUACAACGAGAUUUUUGGUGACCAUGAUGACGUGGACCUCGAUGCCAUCGAAGCGUCGCCGUCUCGGUCCAAGAACACCGCCAGGACUGGUGCAGGCAAGAACUACCAGGGCUCCCGUAUCUUCGACAAUGAAGAGGCGGGAGCUGGGGAGGGAGGCCACGAGCAAAUCGCCUACCGGGCUCAUCCCAAGCGAUUCGACCACUUUGAGCUAGGUGCUGACAAUAGCCAACGCGAGAUCCACGAAAAACCCGGUCGUCCUGUGUCGCGCCAGGCACCUCACUGGGACUUUGAUGAUUUUGUGACACCGGAGAAGCCUAAGCGUCAGCUUCGCGGGGAAGAAAUCCGUCAUUUUGGCUGGAGCGAUGAUGAGCCGGACCUCACCUCGCCCCCCGUCAGGCCCCGGGUGGUCCAUGCUCGUCCUGACGCCGAAACUCACUUCCAACUGACAGACGUCCAGGAGGAGGACAAGAAUGGCCCCCGUAUCAUCAGCUCCUACCAGAACAAGGGAAUGGGUCUCUACAAGAACCACCUGUUCAACGAUAACGAGGGGAAUGAGAACGCCCCACUGUCGGCAGUCAACAACGGACCUAACCGUAAGAAUGAAUUUGAAACUCACUGGUCUAUGGCCGAUUCACCACGGAAGCACCAGCCUAACCGCGAGAACCAAAAGCCAAUCCCCGGUGACCGACAGAGAGCUUUGAAGAACAUGGAAUCGUCCUGGGACACCAUUGAGUCACCGAAGCCGCCCGUGAAGAUGACGCCCCCUCAGCGUCGAUCCGUGCGAUCUGUCAACCAACGCAGCUGGGACAUGGGUGAAAACAAAUAA